Rangifer tarandus platyrhynchus (Svalbard reindeer) is the source of this 2256-nucleotide messenger RNA. The record is from the annotation of a GenBank genome assembly. NCBI's taxonomy places the organism in Eukaryota, Metazoa, Chordata, Mammalia, Artiodactyla, Cervidae.
AUGGACAAAGCCUAUUUCCUGGAAGACACAACUUCUAAGCAACAGGAGGAUUUGCCUUAUGAUGAGGGUUUCUCCCAAGUUAAGAUAUACCAUGGUUAUAAUCUUACCUCAAGAUAUGACAUCCUUGAUGUCUCAAAUCAAACGAAUUUAACAGAAGAUGAAUCUCAAGAAAAGACUACAUAUAGAGAGACUUGCCAAGAGGCAGAUAUGAUCAUGACUUUGGAUAAAAUGACUGAAAAUGCUGUCAGCAAAACAUGUGAUAAAGAGAAUCAAUGCACCAUAAAUCUUCCUAUUCCAGCUAAUCAGGAAGACACUUCAAAGUCAAACAUUUCUGAUAUUUUACUCCAUCACCUUUUCAAAGAAGAAUUCUCCAAAGAUCAAGGCAUUGAUUGUGAAACUCUCCCAGAGAUCUCUAAUAAUGACAGUUUUGAUGAAGCUAUUAUUAAAAAUAUUAUUGUGUGGCAUGUUAAGAAUUCUUGGCCAACAGAACAAUCCUCAGAACUCACUGACCAACUCAACUCCAAAAGCGAUGAUGAAAGUAGCAAUAAGCCCAGUUGUUCUCUGACCAUGACAGAGGAAAACACCUCCGAUUCAGAUGAGUUAGUAGUUGCUGGAGAAAGCAACCAUGAGGAAAAUUCAAAUUUUCUAACUAAAAUCAAGUGUCUACAUGAUAAACAAAAAAGUUGCCUAUGGCAGACACCUCAGAAACAGGCUGAAAAAGCAAGCUCUGGCAACAAGUUCAAAUAUGGCCACAGUCAAGUUUAUUACUGGUUCUCUGAUUUCUCUAAGGUUGCUCCCAAAGUGAAAAUUCCUAAAAAUAACAUAAUUGACAAACCACUUAUAACAGAUCCACAAGCCAGCUUUUCUCCUAAAUUGAGAGAGAAGUCAGCUGUUGGGCAAGAUAUUUCAGAAAGCACAUCUAGAUCAAAUUAUGUUGAAAAACAAGAGCAGACGUGGGAAACUACUGAACCUUCACAACGGGUGGAGAUGGAGCCCACAGUACAUAUCCACCAAGAACAUCUCACAGGAAUAGAAUCUGAGCCAAAUCUCUCUAAGUUGCCAUCAACUUCUAAGGAAGACCCUUCCUUGAGUUCUUCUUACAUAUUUCAAAAGAUAUCCCAGGGGAAGGAGAUGUGUCAGAAGUUAAAAGAACAGACUGAUCAACUGAAGGCUAAAGUACAAGAAUUUUCCAAACGCAUAGCACAGGAUUCUCCCUAUCAUUUUCAACACAGAAGGCUGGUCCUGGAGAAAUUGCAGGGACACCUCGAACUGCUGGAGCAGGAGUUUCUGGCCAACAAGGAGAAGCACCUGACAUUGAAGGAACAAGUCCACAGGCACGAAUCCCGAGCUGUCAAUGACUUUGAUCCAGAAAGAAAAGUAGAAGGUGAAAUCUUCAAGUUGGAGAUGCUACUUAAAGAUUUUAAAGAGAAAAUUCAUAAAAGCAGAUGUACUUCAGCUGUCUCUCUUCUCGUGAAUUCUCGAAGCAACCUGGAUGACUUGUCAUUCACAUCCUCUCCACCCUCAAAUGAGGAGGAGCCCAGCACCGCCUCGGGGAGGCAGGACCGUGCAGAGACGACCAGUGCAAGCUGUGCCUUCUGUCUCCGCCUACUUCAGUGGAAGCAAAAAACAGGGAAAAAAGAUCACAGAGGAAUUGACUGUGGAAGGUUUCCUAUCGCCAUUCAAGACAAGGUGCUGCACCCAGACUCAGUUCUCGGUUCUGAUACAGGACACAGCUGCUGUUGUGCAUCUCGGAUUGGACUGCAGAGUAGUAAGUGUGAGAACUGUGGCACUAAGAUUCAUAACUCCCAGAGAGGCUGCAGUAAAGAAUCACCUAAAGAAUUUCAUUAUAGAUACAAUACCCCAGGACAGAAUUUCUUUAACCAUAGAGAAAGAAGUGCCUUUGCUCGGCUCCACUAUUUAAAUGAAAAUAAUUCUUCACCUACUCAUUCAGAACCAAAAUGGAUCUGUUUCCAGAAAGCAAAUCCAAAAUCCUGUAAUGAUGGAUGUGAACCCAUACCAAGAAAGUCAGACCUUGCUACACUCUCACCCCAUUCCCACUCCUGCAGGAUUUCUGAAAACACAUCCUCCAGCAACUUUAGCAAGAGCAAAGAAACAGAAUCUGAGAUUUUAAAUUCGUCUUUGGAUCAUGCCCUAAGGACAGCAACCAUUUUGAAACAAACUACUGAUCAAAUGAUUAGAACUAUUGCAGAAGAUCUUGCCAAAGUACAAAGAUGGAGGAAAAAGUUGAAAUACUAG